This is a messenger RNA of Microsporum canis CBS 113480, 1755 nucleotides long. Its product is annotated as PWWP domain-containing protein. The transcript is spliced from 4 exons. NCBI's taxonomy places the organism in Eukaryota, Fungi, Ascomycota, Eurotiomycetes, Onygenales, Arthrodermataceae. Gene Ontology annotation, biological process: anterograde axonal transport. Gene Ontology annotation, cellular component: mitochondrion. Bases 1 to 1755 code for a protein of 584 amino acids. The record is from RefSeq and is a predicted model, not a curated record.
AUGCCUGCUACCCUUCCUAUACCUCUCUGCCUCGCACUCCUUGCUGGCCCCCCUUUUUUUCUUGUUCCUUCCGCUGAGAACCUUGGAGCUAACCAGUCGCGACUUCAAACAGACGUGGAACCCACCGUCGAAGCAGCCGACAAGCCUCAACCUGAAUCUACAGAUAACGCUGAGGAGCAGAAGCCAGCUGAAAGCAGCGCUGGCGCAGAGGUAGAUGCCUCUGCAGAGAAAGCUGAUGGCGGGGAGGGUGGCGAGGCUGCUGGUACGACCGACCAAGCUGCCGCCGAAACAGCUACAAACGGCACCCCAUCAGCUUCCAAGAAGGCCGUCAAUGGCAAACGCAAGUCGACAUCCACAUCUGGACAAAAGAAGGCGAACAAGAAGAAAUCCAUGAACCGCAUAUACCACCUGGAUGUGCAGCCGGGAGAGACCUACCUUGCUCGGAUGAAGAGUCACGCCCCGUGGCCUGCCGUCGUCUGUGACGAAGAGAUGCUUCCCCCGAGUCUACUGUCGACGCGUCCGGUCACCACCAAGCGUCCAGACGGCACAUACACAGAGGCUUACAGUGAUGGAGGCAAGAAAGUGAAUGACAGAACUUUCCCGGUCAUGUUCAUGCACACCAAUGAAUUUGCCUGGAUUCCUAACGUCGACCUCACACCCCUAAAACCGGAAGACUGCAAAGACGUAUCAGAGAAGAACAAGUCAAAGGCCCUGAUUGCUGCCUACCAGGUGGCCGCUGAGGGCCAUGACCUCGAUUACUUCAAGGCCAUGCUUGCCGACCACGAGCGAGCGGUUCAGGAAGACAUAGAGGAGAAGGAAGCCAAGGCAGCCGCAAAAGCGGCAAAGCAGGAGAAGAAAAAGCGAAAGAGCAUGGAGGUGGCCGAUGAGCUGGAUGAUGAAGAGAUGGAGGAUGCAGGAGAGAAGAAGAAGAGCUCCAAGAAGCGCAAAAAGGACCAGGAGAGCGAAGGAGAGCAAGACAAGGGAUCACUGCAGCCUGCAAAGACGCCCAAGCCUGCCACGAAACUAAAGCUGACUACGCCCAAGGCUCCCGGCACAGGCGAGAAGGGCGGUAAGAAAGCUGCUAGCUCUGCAAAGACCUCUAAGGGGAAGUCUAAGAAGAAGGCCGAUGCCAGCGACGAGGAGGUAGAGACUCCAAAGGAAGCUGAGAAGCCGGUCGAUCCACAGGAGGCCAAGGCAAAGCGGGAGAAAGAAAUCCUAUACCUUCGAUACAAGCUGCAAAAGGGAUUCCUUACACGUGACCAAGCGCCGGAGGAGUCUGAGAUGGAGCUCAUGUCGACAUACAUCAACAAGCUGGAAGCCUACUCCGAUCUCGAAGUAAGCAUCAUACGGUCUACCAAGAUCAACAAGGUGCUCAAGGCCAUCAUCAAGCUGCCCACCAUCCCCAAGGAAGAAGAAUACAACUUCCGAGGCCGGUCUGUCCAGAUCCUCUCCAAGUGGAAGCAGCUCUUAGAGUCCGAUAUACCUUCGGCGGGCGAGGCGUCCACUCCUGCGGACAAGCCAACGUCCAACGGCGUACAUAAGAAGGGCAAAGCCGGAAACAAGAAGGACGAGGAAAAGAAGGCUGAUGAUGCUGACGAAGAUGCUGCGGAGCCAUCCAAGGACGGCGACAUCUCCAUGGUCGACGCCGAUGAUGAGAAACCCGAAACCGAAAAGGAGAGAGAAGUCGAGGCAGAGGAGAAAGAAGAGAAGGAGGCUGGCACUCCUGCAAAGGAAGCUGACGCCAUGGAGACAUGA